CGCUUUGAGCGUCUUCGUCGCGCACUAAUGACACCAGACUCUCUGCGCGCACAGAUGACGUAAGCGCCUCUGGUCUUCUGAAAACAUUCGAGGUUUUACUGGAACAAGAAACAGCCAUGAACUGGAACAAAGGCGGUCCAGGGGUGAAGCGGGGGUUCGGAUUUGGGGGAUUUUCGCUGGCGGGGAAAAAAGAAGAACCUGGUGUUCCAAAGAUCUCGAACACAUCAGUUGGAGCCCCGGGAUCUAGUGGAUAUGGGAAGGGCCAGCAGCUGCCAUCGUUUUACAAAAUAGGGACAAAAAGAGCCAAUUUUGAUGAGGAGAAUGCGUAUUUUGAGGAUGAUGAAGAGGAGUCCAGCAGCAAUGUGGAUUUGCCGUACAUUCCAGCUGAGAACUCGCCUACGCGGCAGCAGAUGCAGGCCGCUGGUGGGUCAGACAGUGAAGAUGACCCACUGGACGCCUUCAUGGCCGAGGUUGAGAGCCAAGCCGCUAAAGACAUGAGGAAACUAGAGGAAAAAGAAAAAGAGAAAAAGACUGCAAAGGGUAUUCGUGAUGACAUUGAAGAAGAAGAUGAACAAGAAGCCUACUUCCGCUACAUGGCAGAGAAUCCCACUGCCGGGCUGAGCCUCGAGGAGGAGGAUGAGAACAUUGACUAUGACAGCGACGGGAACCCGAUCGCUCCCGCCGCGAAGAAAAUCAUUUUGCCGCUUCCCCCCAUCGACCACUCUGAGAUUGAUUACCCACCCUUUGAGAAAAACUUCUACAAUGAGCAUGAAGAGCUCAGCAACCUGACAGAAACUCAAGUGUUGGAGUUAAGGCACAAAUUAAACUUACGGGUAUCUGGUGCAGUCCCUCCAAAACCUUGUACUAGCUUUGCUCACUUCAACUUCGAUGAGCAGUUAAUGCACCAAAUCCGCAAGUCCGAGUACACUCAGCCCACACCGAUUCAGUGCCAGGGUCUUCCCAUAGCUCUGUCUGGACGUGACAUGAUUGGCAUUGCCAAAACUGGCAGUGGCAAAACGGCAGCCUUUAUCUGGCCCAUGCUGGUUCACAUCAUGGACCAGAAGGAGCUGCAGGAAGGGGAGGGGCCAAUCGCUGUGGUUGUGUGUCCCACCAGAGAGCUUUGUCAGCAGAUCCAUGCAGAAUGUAAACGUUUUGGGAAAGCCUACUCUCUGCGUUCGGUGGCCGUUUAUGGAGGAGGCAGCAUGUGGGAGCAGGCCAAAGCUCUGCAGGAGGGAGCAGAGAUUGUGGUUUGCACUCCGGGUCGCCUGAUUGACCACGUGAAGAAGAAGGCCACGUCCCUGCAGAGGGUGUCGUACCUGGUGUUUGAUGAGGCAGAUCGCAUGUUCGAUAUGGGUUUUGAAUAUCAGGUUCGAUCCAUCGCUAGCCACGUCCGCCCAGACAGGCAGACCCUUCUGUUCAGCGCUACUUUUCGAAAGAAGAUCGAGAGGCUUGCCAGAGACAUCUUGAUCGAUCCAAUCCGUGUGGUGCAGGGAGACGUCGGAGAGGCCAAUGAGGACGUCACCCAGAUGGUGGAGAUGCUUCACAGCGCAACUCAGAAAUGGGACUGGCUGACCCGGCGGCUGGUGGAGUUCACCUCCACCGGCUCGGUCCUCAUCUUCGUCACUAAGAAGGCAAACUGUGAGGAGCUGGCUACUAACCUGACCCAGGAGGGCUACAGCCUGGGCCUCCUGCACGGAGACAUGGACCAGAGUGAGAGGAACAAGGUCAUCAGUGACUUCAAGAAAAAGAAUUUGCCCGUUUUGGUGGCCACAGAUGUAGCUGCUCGUGGUUUGGACAUCCCAUCCAUCCGCACGGUGGUAAACUACGACGUGGCACGAGACAUCGACACGCACACGCACAGGAUUGGUCGUACGGGUCGUGCGGGAGAAAAGGGCGUGGCUUACACUCUCCUCACCAACAAAGACACAACAUUUGCCGGCGACCUCGUGAGGAACUUAGAGGGAGCAAAUCAGGCCGUUUCCAAAGAACUGAUGGAUAUAGCAAUGCAGAAUCCGUGGUUCAGGAAAUCCAGAUUCAAGGGUGGUAAAGGAAAGAAGAUGAAUAUUGGUGGAGGAGGUCUUUGUUACAGAGAGAGGCCCGGCCUCGGAGCAGAAAGUUCUGAGCGCAGCGGCAAUUAUUUGUCUUCCGCCAGCAGCUUUGAAGGCUUCGGCAAACAGACCUCCGGGGCGAUGGGAGACCGCAUGUCUGCUAUGAAGCAAGCCUUCCAGGCUCAGUAUAAGAGCCACUUUGUGGCCGCGUCCAGCGGCCCUCCGAAGCUCACCACCAAGUCCAACAGCUCGUCGUGUUGGACCAGCGCCGGCAGCCUGAGCUCUGUGCCCACCGAGUCCGCCAACGGGUCAGAGUGGGCUCAGGGCGCCACCAUGUCCAUGUCCAUGUCUGGCUUUACCAGCGCCGGCUCCCUGAGCUCUGUGCCCACCAGUCAAACUAGUCCUCAGCAGCACAGCUUCCCUCCGCCUGCACCUCCCCCACAGAGAGACAUCCCUCGGGACAGACACGGGGAAGACCGGGGACGCCACGACAGUUACCGCGACAGGAGCGAGCGACAAAGUGGGGAGGAGCGCUACGGAGACCGGGAUCGCCACGGAGACCGCGACCGGGAGCGCCACGGGGACCGGGACCGCCACAGCAGCAGCCGGCACGGCGAUGGCCGCAAUGGGGACGGAAGCAGGAGGGACAGGGAGGAUCGCAGGGGCGAGAGGGACGGUGGAGACCGAGGGAGCGGCGAGGGGAGGGACAGGGAGGAUCGUAAGAGCGAGAGGGACGCGGGAGACCGAGGGAGCGGCGAGGGGAGGGACAGGGAGGAACGGAGGAGCGAGAGGGACGCGGGAGACCGAGGGAGCGGUGAGGGGAGGGACCGAGGAGAUGAUAGCUUCGCUGUCCCCGAACCACCAAAGCGUAGAAAGAGUAGGUGGGACAACUAAAAAAUAAAAAAGACCUGUAUAAACACACAAAUAGAAUACGACGUGCAACUGACGGCUCCACGGGGAGCGUGUUUGCUGUGUAGGCAGAUGGAAGACCAUAUCAGAGGAGGGCACCGGACCAUAGGGGGGGGGGGGGGUGUUUAUCUUGAGGACUUUAAAUAAAAGUGUACUGUGAGGUUGGUUAGGACCUCGCGAUCAUGUUCCAAACUCAAAAGAGUGUGUCAGACAGAUGAACUCAAGCAGCUCAGAGACAGUCACUGUACAUGUAUUAUAAAGACUGUUGUGGGGCAGUAGAAUCCGGCUGUAAUGAAUCCUGCUCUCUGUAAACAAUUCAAAACUAGGAUUAUUUUGUCUUGUUUCAUGUCGCUGAGCUCCUCACAUGCGUAUGUGGUUGUAAACAAGAGGAAUUUUUUUUCUUUUGGCCCAAUUCUUUGCAAAGAGUGUUUGUGUUCUUCAUUUUGUCAAUGUACAAAGAUAACUCUUAAAACAUUGCUCUGUGAUGAUUCAGUCACACACACACAUGUUAAAACAAUGUAGCUAUUUUUACGUCUGUAUUCAAGUGCUUGUGAAGUGUGUUUCUUUGGCAUUUAGUGUGUCUAUGCUUUUGAGAUGUUUUCCAAGGAAUACAUUUGUUUGUAUGAGAGGGAUUUGACGUGUUUGUUCACACAUGGAAAAUUAGGUUUUGAUUAAAAAGAUUCCUUUGGCAUCUA
This is a messenger RNA of Gasterosteus aculeatus aculeatus (three-spined stickleback), 3652 nucleotides long. RefSeq names its product DEAD (Asp-Glu-Ala-Asp) box helicase 42 (gene ddx42). NCBI's taxonomy places the organism in Eukaryota, Metazoa, Chordata, Actinopteri, Perciformes, Gasterosteidae. The record is from RefSeq and is a predicted model, not a curated record. Gene Ontology annotation, molecular function: RNA helicase activity; ATP binding; nucleic acid binding.